UUAUACUUUAAGUGGUUUUGAAACCAGUACUUUUAUACUUGAGUAAAAAACUUGAGUUGAUACUUCAACUUCUACAGGAGUAUUUUUAAACUCUAGUAUCUAUACUUCUACCUGAGUAAUGAAUGGGAAUACUUUUGACACCUUUCAGAUCAUCAGGGAGACCAACCUCUGACCUCCCGCCCUGUCUCAUCGCUCCACUAUGGGCCAGAGGACCAGCUUUCCCGCUCCUAACCUCUUCCAGAGCUUCAGCUUCUUCUCUUUUAAACGCGACUCACCCAGACGGAGGUCCUUCCAUCGGCCCACGCUGGUGCGCCCAGGCAUGUUCACGACCCCGACCAGCAGGACGAACAUCUGCGCACCUCUCAUCAGCAGCUGCAUCGCCGCAGCCUCGGCCAGAACCCAGGAGUACCUCCACUUCCAGGAUCCGGAGGACAGGUUUCACCCAAGUCCUCAGGUCUUCCUGAUGACCUGCAUAUCCCGGAGCGCCAGCCUCGACAUGACCGAGACCUUCACCUGCACGGUCAUGACACCCGAGCAGCGGGUGCUCCUGGGUGCUGACUGGGUCUGGACGGCGCUGCAGCCGCCCGCCCUGACCCCCAGGACCCAGAUUGCUGUGCGGGUGCUGCACCUUCCUGGGAGGGAGGAGGCCGCGGAGGCUGCAGCCGCCACGCGGGCGUGCAGCGAGGCGGUCCGGAUGGCUCAGGCGGAGUCCAGCCACAAGAACAUGUGCGAGAGGAUGGUGGACUUCUGCACCUCAGUCGGCAAGGACUGCUACGCCCUGUUUCUGUUCUUUGGGAGGAAGGAUGACAGGAAGAAUAUCUACGGCGUCCUCAGCAACAACUUUGAGGCAGCCAUUGGGAAAUGUGAGAAGAUAGACAGAGAUUUGAUAGAGAACUUCUUCAAAGGUUUGAGGUGUUUUCAGACGACCUCUGGGAUGAUGGAGGCGGUUGUCACCAGGAGAACGGACGAACCCCUCACCCUCAUGAUCAGAUUUACCUGAAGUGCCUCACAACGGUGGUCCAAUACAUGUAUUUGAAAAGAAAAGUAGUACAUUCAGGGUGUUGGUGGUAGUAAAAACCAACACUAGUAGAGGUUUUCUACCGUUUACUGGCAGUCUUGUAAGAAUGAAGGAAUUGUUGAUCGUGUAUUAGGAAAAAAAUACACUUUUAUAACUUAUAUAGUUUAUUUAUAAACACAAGAAACGUCCCAACUCGAUAACUAGACAGCUCCCAUGCAUACAUUGUAAUAAAGCCAAGUUUUUGAAGAAUACAAAGUGCUUCCUUGAGCUGGCAUCAUCUGGCCAGCAGGGGGCGCCACCUACGGUACCAAAAUCACAUCCAUUGGCUUGAGAAACUGGAACAUUUUCUUUAUUCAUUUUUAGGUUAGUUAUUAUGUUUAUUGGACAGGAUUUCUAUUUAGUAAAUGUAGGUCUCAUGUGAGGAAGGUUCACGGCUGAGGGUGAGUUCCAGGGUUUAGUCGCAUCCACUGUUGUCAUUUCUUGUUUCAAAAGGCAAAGAUGUCAACAGCUAAACUUAAGGUUUCCUGUUAAAAUCAUCUUUUACAUCAGAAUAAUACAUGACUGUUCUAAGAUUAACAUGAAUAACUUCUUUCAUCUGUUGAAUCAGACCAAAAGGGCUGGAGGGAAUGAUUUGGGCCUCUUCUGCUCGUCUUUUGUUUGGCGCCUGUUGUUGAGGGGGAGUUGUCAUUGGUCGUCAGGGGAAACUGCAGCAAUAAGUAAAGCCAGUUUUAACAUUUGCGUGGCCUUUUUCUCGACGUCGACAGUUGAAGAAAAAGAAGAAAAUGAAGAGCGACGGCCUUAUUUCUGCCAGACAGAUUUGUCCUUUGAUGAUCUCAUACAGACUUGUUUAAAAGAAAAAAAUAAUAAUGUAUUGACU
Molecule: messenger RNA, 1895 nt
Organism: Cololabis saira (Pacific saury)
Lineage: Eukaryota; Metazoa; Chordata; Actinopteri; Beloniformes; Belonidae
Gene: rep15
Product: RAB15 effector protein
Exons: 2
Coding region: 200-1000 (266 amino acids)
Biological process (GO): receptor recycling
Source: RefSeq, a predicted model, not a curated record